GUAAACUCUGCCCAAUAGUGUCUCUCUAUCGCACACAGAAGGCUAGACCAGACCCUUUAGAACGUAGUUUUUGAACAGAAUACCUAAAAUUACCAGUACCCCAGACCGACACGCAGCAACACGCGCCGUUUCGCGGCUCAAAGGCAGAGGGAAUUUUCAAAAAGCGCGCCACACGAUCAGCUGGCAACGACAAUCGAUAGUCCGGCGAAAGCAGGGCCGCGGGGCAGCACUGGCGACCGCAGCGAUAGGCAGCAGCACCAAUCGAUAGAUGGGCCGCUGAAGAAGGAGGAGAAGCAGAGGAGAAAAACAAAAACCAAUUGUGAAAAGUGUAAAGUUUAGAGCGCAGCGCAAUUGUGUGGCCAAAAGCGGAGCAUAAACGAGCAGCCUGCCGCAACGACCUUUUCCACGACGCGCCAGCGGGAAUUUGCACCUGCUGCAUGCGAACGCACACACACACGCACCCACACACUCACGCAGCCAAAUCGUCAUUCCGUCGUCUAUUUUUUGUUUUUUUGCGAAAUCCAAGACGAAGGCGAAUCCACAACAAAUGCAGAUUGGAGCUCGAUUGGCUCGCGAUUAGUGCCUAGUCACGCGGGAUCAGCAAAGCAAAGCGAGGAGGCCAAAAGCCCGGAGAAGGAUACGGGAUACGGUUACGGAUACAUAUAGGGAGCCAUGUCCGUGCGGACGAAGGUUCUCGGCCUGGUGGACGUGAUGAUGCGCGUGCCACCGGUGAUGGUCAUCGAUGAGAUACUAAAGAUGGACAUGGGCAUGCAGUCGUGGCUCUAUCCGGACAAGGACAAGGCCAGUGGCGCACUUGCUACGCCCACAGAAGCGCCAGCGGUGCCAUCCGGCCAGGAUCCGUUCACCAGCAUAAAGGAGUUGUUCUCCCACAUGACCACCUCCGCCCAAUCUGUGCUGGAACAGAGCAUCGAGAAGGCCUCCGAGGCGGCCAAAACGCACGGCAUGCUCAGCUCCGGUUUCAACUCGCUGAUGAACGAGCUGUCCAAGGACCAAACACUGGCGGAUGUGCUCAGCACCACCACGGUCAAGUUCGUUUUAUGCGUGUUCGCUUUCCUAUCCGCCGCGUGCAUCUUCAUGCUGUGGACCCGGCACCUGGUGAUGGUCUACAUGUUCCUCACCUCGCUGGGCCUCACCUUCCUGUCCUACUGGUCGAACGUGAGUGCGCUGGCGCUGACGGAGCGCAGUCCCAGCAUGGUGGAGGACCUCAUGUCACUGAACACCACUAGGCUGCUGGACUCGGGCGGGGUGGUCAUGUCGCUGGCGCCGCAUCUGAUGGCCCAGUGGUUCAUGGGCAUGCUGUUCGCCUACAUUCACCUGGGACCGAGGUUCGAACAUGUCCAGAGAUCGAUGCCCAUCAUCUUCGCUAGUCCAAUUCUGUUGGCCAUGCUGCCGCUGCCGGCGAAGGUGGUGCAACACCUGCCCGUGGUGGCCGUUUUCACGCCCAUCAUCCUCACGAAGAUCACGCUGAUGCAGAGCGCCAUGGAGGCCAGUCGCACGGUCUACAACGGAUACCAGUACGCCAUGAACUUUGUGUCCAACUUUGGACUGUCGGCGCUCAUUGAAAACGAAUGGCAGAGGCUCAAUGUGCCCAACGUUCUGAGGGUUUUUUGGACCAUCAGACUAAUCCAAGGCGGCUAUGCCCUGGCCACGACGGAAUCGGAUGAGCCCCUGGAUCUAAUGACGGCCACACAGAAGCUGCUGGUCGACGGCUGUGAGACUAUGACGGCGGUGCUGGGCAUGACGGGCGUCAUCUCGAUGUUCUGCCACUACAUCGGACGCGGCUUCCAGUGGUACCUGCUCACCUACGACGACGAGGAGAAGUCGCUGGGCACUGUCUCCGCAGUGCUCUUCUACAUCCUCGCUCUGCAGACGGGCCUGACCUCACUGUCGCCGGACAAACGCUUCAUCAGGCUGUGCCGCAAUCUGUGCCUGCUGAUGACCGCUCUGCUGCACUUCCUGCACAACAUCGUGUCGCCCAUCUUGAUGUCGCUCAGUGCGGCACGGAAUCCCUCGCGGAAGCGCCAUGUGCGCGCCCUCUCCGUCUGCGCGUUCCUCGUGGUGUUGUCAGUGUCUCUGCUCUACCACCUCUGGUCGCAGCAAUCCAUCUCCACCUGGCUGCUAGCGGUUACCGCCUUCUCUGUGGAGGUCGUCGUCAAGGUUCUCGUUUCGCUGGCCACCUACACGCUCUUCCUGCUGGACGCGCGUCGGCAGUUCUUCUGGGAGAAGCUGGACGACUACCUGUACUAUGUGCGCGCGUUCGGCAACUCAGUGGAGUUCUGCUUCGGCAUCCUGCUGUUCAUCAACGGUGCUUGGAUUCUGAUCUUCGAGUCUGGCGGCGGCAUCAGAGCGAUCAUGAUGUGCAUCCACGCCUACUUCAAUAUCUGGUGCGAGGCGCGGGCGGGCUGGUCGGUCUUCAUGAAGCGGCGUUCGGCGGUCCACAAGAUCUCAGCCCUGCCAGAGGCAACUCCCGCCCAGCUGCAGGCAUUCGACGAUGUCUGCGCCAUCUGCUAUCAGGAAAUGUAUUCCGCCAAGAUCACGCGGUGUCGCCACUUCUUCCACGGCGUUUGCCUGCGCAAAUGGCUGUACGUUCAGGAUCGUUGCCCCCUGUGCCACGAGAUCAUGAUGUACACGGACAAGGCGGAUGAGAAUGCGCCGGAGGCGGAGCCAGCGCCAGCUGCCCAGGCCGAGCAGCCGAUGCGGAUAUACCCGCGAGACGACGCCAACAACGCAGCUGCGCAGCGACGCUCUCCGGAGCGUGCUCCAGUCGAAGCAUCAGAACAGGCGCCCGCCACCAGCUCCUCCAGCGCAGCGGCGACAAUCGGGGCGGAGGCAGUGUCGGCCAUCGUGGAGUCGGCAGCGGCUGUGGGCGAGGCGCGUUCGCUGGUCAGCGUAGCCAGCAGCAGCAGCGCCACUCACCGAAUCAGCGCCAGCGGGAGCAGCGACAGCAGCUACAUGACCGCAUCCGCCCAAUCGCCGCCGCCGACGGCCACCUCGGCUGCUGCUGUGGCCACGGCGGCGGCCAGCAAUACGACGCACAUGUUCCGGAUGUCGCAGGACCAGCAGUAGUCGCAUAUAGGGUAGGCUAGGACCGAAUCGAACGGAACGGGAGCGCUCGGCGUACCUUGCGUUUCUUAUAUAUAUAUAUAUCUUACGACUUGGAAACGUUCUGUGCGUUAGUGUACUUAUGUAUAAAUGCAAAUCUUUGUAGCGACCCAAGGCUUCUCUAUUCCCCCUGCCCAAAGAGCAAUCUAUUCGUAACACACCAGCACACCAAUGCCCAGCACUCGACCACAGCACCCACCUUCGAUCCUAUAUCGUCAUAGGCACAGACAUUACGUAUGUAUAACUCACGCAGCUAUGCUUAACUAAAUUAUAUACCAUGCAUAUAAUAGCUGAACGCUGAUCGGCAAUGAGACGAUAAUUCAAACGGAGAUGAUCUACAUAUGUACGUUAAGUUUAUGGUAAAAAGUCGAUUCAAAAAUGUUGAAACAUACACACACAAAAAAAAAAUUAAAUUAGCAUUAAGUUUGCAAUGGAUGAAAGCAGUGUAAAAAUCAUCAGCAAAACGCUAAAACGCAAAAACGAUAAACAUUUUAUGUGGUGAAGUCUGAAAAUGAUUUAAUCAAGUUACCAAGUAAAUCUAGUUAAAAACAAAACACGAAUCAACGCGGAUUGAAAUGAUU
Molecule: messenger RNA, 3704 nt
Organism: Drosophila melanogaster (fruit fly)
Lineage: Eukaryota; Metazoa; Arthropoda; Insecta; Diptera; Drosophilidae
Gene: Trc8
Product: TRC8 ring finger protein
Exons: 7
Coding region: 673-3087 (804 amino acids)
Cellular component (GO): endoplasmic reticulum membrane
Source: RefSeq, marked reviewed